This is a messenger RNA of Rubroshorea leprosula, 797 nucleotides long. The record is from the annotation of a GenBank genome assembly. NCBI's taxonomy places the organism in Eukaryota, Viridiplantae, Streptophyta, Magnoliopsida, Malvales, Dipterocarpaceae.
GAAUUCUUCUUAAAAACAUUUUUGUUACACGUGCUCUUCCUCACGCGUGCAAUUUCAUCUCAGCCCCGUCACCUCUAAAACCCAAAACCCGAACUGCCUUUUAACUCUGCUCCUCAUUAGCGAACGACGCUGCUGAGGAAACGCCCGGAAACCAAGUCCGAGGAAUUCGAGAUCUUGACUAAAUCAGAUUGGAGUUCUGAAAUUUUGUUUAUUUUCUUUCCUAGAUGAGUGGAGGAGAUCUGGAGUAUCAGCAUUUUCUUAACUAGAGAGCAUUUUGACGUGGAUUGGCACAAUUGAAGGUGGAAAAGGAACUAUAUAUGAGGCAUUUUCAUACAAACUUUCCCUGUAAUUUCCAUUGGACUACCCUUUCAAGCCACCUCAAGUCAGGUUUGAAACUAUGUGCUUCCAUCCAAAUGUUGAUCAGGUGGGAACGUUUGCCUCAGUAUUCUUCAGCUCAAGAGCUAGGAAGGAUCUCUGUGGCUCCCUGUGCUCCUAGAGAAUUAGUUCUCUUCAAUAUCAUUCAAGCAGACUUCAAAAGAAAACCUUCUCAUCAAUAAGUAGAAAUUUGGGGAUUUGGUACAUGCAAAUGAAGAGGGGGCUCGUAAAGGAAGUUGUCCAGUUAGUCUCUUUGGUGUGAAGGGAAUUGGAUGUACACUAGAAGGCAAAAAUUUUGAAAGGAAGAGUAGGGAGAUAGGAAUCAUCAAAUUUUCUUAGAGAAAUUUAACUUGCACAUAAGGAAUGGGACCUUGAGGACUACUACAUGAAAGAAUCUAGCAGGAGCACCGAGGACCUUGGCU